AAGAGCGAGGUUUAACGCACCGUUCUGUCUCUGCUCUGUGCUGCAGUUCUGUCUCUGAUCCUGAUGGUUGUGAUCCGCUACAUCUCAGUGGUUCUGGUCUGGAUUCUCACAGCUGUCGUGGUGGUCGGGUCGAUUGGUGGGACGGGGAUCUUGUGGUGGCUGUAUGUGGAUCAGUCAAAAUCUGUGAACGUCACUCUACCGGCUCUGGAACUGGAGGUGGCCAAAGACAACCAGAAAGCCCUGCUCAUCUACGCCAUCGCUGCCACUGUCUUCACGGUGAUUCUGCUGCUGCUGAUGUUCUUCAUGAGGAAGCGUGUGGCGCUCACCAUCGCUCUGUUUCACGUGGCCGGUAAAGUGUUCACCUCACCAUCGCUUUCACGUGGCCG
This is a messenger RNA of Sinocyclocheilus rhinocerous, 386 nucleotides long. RefSeq names its product choline transporter-like protein 1. The record is from RefSeq and is a predicted model, not a curated record. Gene Ontology annotation, molecular function: transmembrane transporter activity. The transcript is spliced from 3 exons. The annotation marks the transcript as partial. Gene Ontology annotation, biological process: transmembrane transport. Gene Ontology annotation, cellular component: membrane. NCBI's taxonomy places the organism in Eukaryota, Metazoa, Chordata, Actinopteri, Cypriniformes, Cyprinidae.